Pseudovirgaria hyperparasitica is the source of this 2985-nucleotide messenger RNA. RefSeq lists its product as uncharacterized. The transcript is spliced from 2 exons. Gene Ontology annotation, biological process: DNA alkylation repair; DNA repair. The record is from RefSeq and is a predicted model, not a curated record. Bases 1 to 2985 code for a protein of 994 amino acids. Lineage: Eukaryota; Fungi; Ascomycota; Dothideomycetes; Acrospermales; Acrospermaceae. Gene Ontology annotation, cellular component: nucleus. Gene Ontology annotation, molecular function: dioxygenase activity.
AUGGCGACCUCGUUCUUAGAUCUGCUCACGCAGAACCAGCCGAGUCUUCAGACACGACAGGCCUUACUGGUCCUUGGCCUCCAAAAUGACUUCAUCUCACCGAGCGGGAGACUACCUGUUGACACCAGCUCCGGAUUUGUUCAGCGAAUCCAAGAAAUGGUUCCAAUAUUCCGAGAGAAUGCUGGCGACAUUGUCUGGAUAUCGACAUGCUACCACGAAGAUCGUAUUGUGAACGAUCCUGUGGGUGAAGGCGAUGUCAUCCUCUUAGACAUGCUGGACUCUGCUGGAGAGGAGUCAGACGACAGUGCCGAUGAGGUCAAGGACGCCUCUGCUGCUGCAUCCAAAGCACGUGCUUCUCGACACAAGAGCCGUGCCUUAGAUUUGCUCAAGAAGAUGUCAUCACGCAGGCACUCUAUACGAGAACCGUCUUCGGUGCCAGUAGAGGAAGACGAGACAUUCUUGUCAAACACUUCUGCUCACCCGGCGUGUUGCAUACCUAACACUGAUGGGGCAAAAUUUAAUCCGGAAGUCGAGGCCUGUAUUGAUUCUUCUGCAGAUCUCACCGUUGUGGCCACGAACUACUCCGCGUUCAAUUCAACUGCUCUCUUGAUCAAUCUUCGUGCCAAGCUUAUCACAGAGCUCUACAUAUGCGGCUGUAUUACGAAUAUCUCUGUUUACGCCACCGCACUGGAUGCUGCCCGGCACGGUAUUGCUAUAAAUAUAGUCCAUGACUGUCUUGGUUAUAGGAAGGUCUUGCGUCACGAGGAAGCAUUAAAGCAAAUGACAGAAGUCAUGGGAGCCAAUCUCAUAUCAAGUGAAGAGAUCACCACAGUUUUGACAGCUCCAAUCGAAAUCGAGAGUUCGAGAAGCAAGAAAAAGAAGACCCAAAAAUCGAAAGAAGAUACAGAUCUAAACGAACUUGUAGGAAAUAUGAGCCUCAAUCAACACCCUUUCUCGCCACCAGAAAACAGUUUUCGGAAGAAGGCAUCACUGGCUGCUUUGAGACAAGCUGCUACUAGACUUGCAACAGCGUCAAGCAAGCAAGAGCCUAUGCCAAACGCUAGGGAUGAGCCGCCAUCAGGCAUGACGAAGUCAAAAAUCCGUAUGCGGUCGAGGAAGAAGCCACUCGAUGAGAAGAAGGACACUAUGACUGACCCAGCCGCUAGUAGUGAUCUGAGAGUUGGUAAAGAAUCUUCCAGGCCAAGACCAAGUUCAGCCGUUGAGUCAUCCAGCAAAAAGGCAAGCACCAGCAUAACUUCACCGGAAAAGGAGAAAGAAACGUUGAGUCAGAAAGCUUCCAGAGUGUUCCCGUCUCUGAAACUUGCCAAGUCCCAAGUACAACUAGCAACUGAAUCCAAGACAGCAAGAUCGCCAGUCACACCAACUCGCCCAAAAUCAUUUGCACUUGCACAGGGAUCACAGUCUGUGAAAGAAGAACAAGACAAAGCGCGUCCGCAUAGUCUAUCAGCUAUGACUAGCACCAAGAAACCUCAGUCUUUAGCAACGUUCCCAACCCUCGGACCAAACGAUCGCAUUGGUGAGGGAGACUCGUGCAUCAUUUAUCACUUCUUUCCUGAAAAUUUCAAACGUACUGCUCGAUCUGAGGUUGCUAUUUCUGAUGAAAUAUUCUCGCUACUGCAUAAUGAAGUCAAAUGGCAGAAGAUGUUUCAUGCCCAAGGCGAAGUGCCGAGGCUUGUAUGUGCACAAGGAGAUUUUGGGAAAGACGGAAGUAUGCCCAUCUAUCGACAUCCAUCCGAUACGGCAUUGCCUCUACUGCACUUUUCGCCGUCCGUGCAGUUGAUAAAAGAGCAGGUUCAAAAGAUCGUAAAGCAUCCAGUUAAUCACGUGUUGAUCCAGUUGUACCGUUCAGGGACCGACUGCAUCUCCGAACACUCGGACAAAACGUUGGACAUUGUCCGAGGCUCGAGCAUAGUCAACGUCAGUUUUGGAGCGCAACGAACGAUGCGUCUCAGGACGAAAAGAUCAGCCAAAUUGGACAAAAGUACUGUUGAAGCUGCGAGGACUACGCAACGAAUUCCUAUGCCUCACAACUCGAUGUUUGUUCUUGGGGAAGAGUCAAACCAACGCUGGCUGCAUGGCAUACUACCAGACAAGCGCUUGGAUGAGGAGCGUAGUGCCGCAGAAAAGGCAUAUUGUGGGAUGCGUAUAUCAUUGACAUUCAGACACAUUGGCACAUUCAUAGAUGGAAGAUCGAGCGUCAUUUGGGGACAGGGAGCUACUACGAAGAUUCGCGAAGAAGCUAUCGAAGUUAUCAACAACGACGACAAGAAAACACAAGAGAUCAUCCGGGCAUUUGGCACGGAGAAUCAGAGUACGAAUUUUGACUGGAAAGCAGUAUAUGGAGGAGGGUUCGACGUGCUACACUUCCGAAAACCACCACGCGACGAACCAAUAUUUUUCACGUCACACAAUUCCAUUGCGAACUCUCAGGUCGCAGUAUGUCUAUCUGAGCUCGAUAUAGCGCACACAACUUACAGCCCUCCACCACCAUUCGACAAAGCCUCGACAACGACUGUACAAAUUGGGUAUCGUGACUCGGAUACGCGUCAUGCAGAGAUAUUUGGUGCGGUUCCCAUCUUACUAUACCUGGACCGCUACCACCAGUUUGACCGCAGCGAGCAAGGCAAGCCAGCCACAGCACUAGCCUAUCAAGUCUUGUUCAAGGUCGAAAGCUUACACCAAAGAUGGACGAAUUUGAAAGACAAAGAAGAAACACCUGACAGUAUCCUUGAGAUGCUGGAUGAGCUUGAUGAUAUCAAUGACAUGCAUGGUCAAGACUACAUUGCCGGCAACCGUCUGAGUAUUGCAGAUUGCGCAAUGUGGCCGAUGCUAGAUACAAUAAUAGAAAACUGGGAUAGUUGGAGCACGGAGAAGUUUCCUAGACUUUCGGCGUAUUAUACGAGGAUUUGGACACGAAAGAAGAGCUUCGGGAAGCUGCGUAAAACCCUCCCAAGACAUGCUUGA